AUAAUUAAUUCAUUUAUAACUAGGACUAAGAAAAAUGUCAUUAUUUGCCAAAAUGGAACACAGGUUUCAGCCUGUGCCUGAUGACAAGCAAAUUUUGGUACAGCCCUUUCUUCAAGCCUGCAACGAUGGGAUAAUACCGUUUUUAGAAGCCUUUGGGAAAACUUUUAUACCUGUAAAGUCAGAUGUGGCUGGUAAUAUAAAUAAACUACAGACAAAAUUUGACAGUGACCCUGAGAAGUUUUCCUCCUUCAAUGCCAUGCUAGAAGAUGAGGUGAAAACACAGGACACCGACCUUGCCAGAGUAGGAGGGCUUUGGUUGAAAAGGGGACUUGAAUUCAUUUGUACAAUUUUUCGCAUGAUGAUUGAAGAAUAUAAAAGCGGCAACAUGUCUGAAAACUUUGGUGCUAUCACACGGAAAGCCUAUGAGCAGAGUUUGAAAAAAUAUCAUGGGUGGCUUCUGCAAAAGAUGGUAUUGGGUAUAUCAAGAACACUGCCCAGCACAAAAAACAUGUUAAAAAUGUUAUCAGAAUCUGAGGACACAAAUGAUCAGCUCAUCAUGGACAUGUACCAGUUUGAACAAGAAUUAUUUGCCAACCUGGAGGUUCUGAACGCCCUCUUCAUCAAUAUGGAUCUUGAUGACCAGUCCAAAGUUUGACCAGAAACAAGGGAAACAAGGAAUCAAGAGUACGUGUGUCAGGCCUUACCUUACGUGUGUGUAAUUUAUCCAUACGAAGCAUGCACUUUGGAGUAACAGAUGUUGCUAAUUACUUGCCUGCCAUAAAAACAUAUAAAUGAGAUGCAAUUUGAUUGGGAAUGAUAUGUCAUAGUAAAUGCUCAUUUGUCCACUUUUUCUCUGUCUUGACCACUCAUCCAAAACUGACCUAGAUCUAUUGUUGUAGGAAUCAGCGUCAGCCCGUCCAUCCCGCUGUCUGUCCACUCUUUCAUGUUUGUAGCUGAAUCUAUCAAACUUAUACAUAAAAGUUCAAAAGUUCACUGAAGAAUUAGGCAAACGUUAUUCAUAUUCCUUUUUUUUUUCAAGUUCAUUGGAGUUAUUUUAUAUUUUGGGACUACCUUGAAAACAUGAUAUCUCCUGCAAUUUUCCUCAAACCUGUAUCAUGUACCCUAUUGUUUUCAUUGACCUAUUUGUUUUCAACGUAAUUUCUCCUGGGCCUGUUUUUCAAUUCAAGGGUUGCUUUCUUUAACAGAUUUUAACUUUCAAAAUCAGAAAGGAAGGACCUGUCAGGUUCUUGUUGGUUUGGGUGCUGGUUUAAAAGCAGUUCAAAUGUGUACACAGUUGUUAAAAAUUCUAUAUGAUAUGCCUAUCAGACAUUAUGUACAUGAACUCUUUUAAUGGUAUCUGAAUCAAAAUGUGUAUUUAGGUUCCCUAUUGUUCAUAAUGGGAAACAUUCACAGAGGAAAAUGUCCAUAGUGGGACAUAGCACGGGGAACGGUUCAUAGUGGGACAUAACAGGUUAAAAUUUUCAUAGUGGGACAUAACAGGUUAAGAGGUUCAUAGUGGGACAUAACAGGGGAAAAUGUCCAUAGUGGGACAUAACAGGUUAAGAGGUUCAUAGUGGGACAUAACAGGUUAAGAGGUUCAUAGUGGGACAUAACAGGUUAAGAGGUUCAUAGUGGGACAUAAGUUAAGAGGUUCAUAGUGGGACAUAACAGGGGAAAAUGUCCUUAGUGGGACUAACAGGGGAAAAUGUCCAUAGUGGGACAUAACAGGUUAAGAGGUUCAUAGUGGGACAUAAGUUAAGAGGUUCAUAGUGGGACAUAA
This is a messenger RNA of Liolophura sinensis, 1780 nucleotides long. RefSeq names its product glycolipid transfer protein-like. The transcript is spliced from 6 exons. The record is from RefSeq and is a predicted model, not a curated record. Lineage: Eukaryota; Metazoa; Mollusca; Polyplacophora; Chitonida; Chitonidae. Gene Ontology annotation, biological process: intermembrane lipid transfer; ceramide transport. The coding region runs from base 35 to 655 and encodes 206 amino acids. Gene Ontology annotation, molecular function: ceramide 1-phosphate binding; ceramide 1-phosphate transfer activity. Gene Ontology annotation, cellular component: membrane; cytoplasm; cytosol.